AUGGCAGACCCGUCAACAUGUCCCCCAUUAACCCCGUCGUCAAUCCGCACCGCCUACUCCAAGAUCCGCCCAUAUGUCCACACAACGCCGCUCCUGACCAGCCACAGUCUGGACGCGAUAGCCUCGGCCGUGGAUCCGAGGGUGUUCUUGUCUGAUGAUCCCCCCACCAGCUUUGGAUGUAGUGAGAAGACCGGGAUGUCAAACAACGACAACGACAACGACAACUUGCACACGGGCCCGAAUUUUCGGUUGUUCUUCAAAUGUGAGAAUUUCCAGAAGAUCGGGGCGUUCAAGGCCCGAGGCGCGUUUCAUGCCGUGGUCAGGUUGAUUGAGGAAUUGGGCGUCGAGGAGGUGAGGAGGAGAGGGGUGGUUACGCACAGUAGUGGAAACCACGCUCAGGCGCUCGCUCUCGCCGCCUCAACAUUCUCCAUCCCAAGCUACAUCGUCAUGCCGAAGAUCAGCACGCCUUCCAAAAUCGCCGGGACGAGACUGUACACCCCCAACGUCAUCUUCAGCGGCUCGACGUCAGACGAACGCGAAGCCGUAGUGGCCGAAGUGAUCGCCGAGAAGAACGCCAUCCUAGUCCCUCCCUACGAUCACCCAGACAUCAUUAUUGGCCAAGGCACUGUAGGCCUCGAAAUGGAAGAGCAACUCCUGCAGAAGAGACUAUCCGAUAUCGAGCAAUCCGCCUCGUUCCGUGACAGUGCUUUCGACGCAGUCAUCACGCCCCUCGGCGGCGGCGGACUACUGGGGGGGACGGCGACCUGGUUCUCGGACAAGCCUGAGACAAGGGUGUUUGGUGCAGAACCGUCCUUUGAAGGCGGAGACGAUGGCCGUCGCGGAUUGCAGGCGGGGAAGCGCGUCGAACAUGUCAAAACCCUGACUAUUGCGGAUGGAUUGCGCACGCCGGUGGGGGUACUGAAUUUCGAGAUUCUGAGCGAUCCGACCAAGCUUGAGGCCUUGUAUGCUGUCACUGAGGACCAGAUCAAGGCUGCGAUGCGACUGGUCUAUGAGAGGCUCAAGGUUGUCGUGGAGCCUAGUGCUGCGGUCGGCCUGGCGGUGGUUUUGUUCAAUGGAGGGUUUCGGGCUCGAGUCGCCGAGGCUCAGAGGACGCAGAACAAUGAAGAUGCUGUUUGGAACGUCGGGAUCGUCUUUAGUGGUGGAAAUACUACCAUGAAGGCGGUCAGUAAGUUGUUCGCGGAGGAUUUGGACCUACGGCUUGAAGGAGAAGGACAAGAAGGAGGCCAUGGGGAGGACAGGAACCAGAAGACCUCUCAGAGUCAUGUUCAUGAUAUCGUGGGCGAGAGACAUCAAGGGACGAUAGGGGCAGAUGGAGGAAAGAAAGUCGAGGAUAUUGCCGGCUGA
Molecule: messenger RNA, 1365 nt
Organism: Capronia coronata CBS 617.96
Lineage: Eukaryota; Fungi; Ascomycota; Eurotiomycetes; Chaetothyriales; Herpotrichiellaceae
Product: threonine dehydratase
Exons: 3
Coding region: 1-1365 (454 amino acids)
Biological process (GO): L-serine metabolic process; pyruvate biosynthetic process; D-serine biosynthetic process
Molecular function (GO): ATP binding; D-serine ammonia-lyase activity; threonine racemase activity
Source: RefSeq, a predicted model, not a curated record